AUGGCCAUUGAAGCCAUCGGAAAGAACAAAAAUCUCAGUAUCCGGGCCGCAGCCAGACUGUACAACGUUCCGGAAGCAACGAUUCGCCACCGACGUACUGGCCGGCUGCGUGGUGUGGAAGAUAUGGCCAACCACCUGCUCCGCGAACGCGAUGCUCCCCCUGUCGGCAAGCUCUGGGCCCACAACUUUGUUAAACGCCAGCCACAGCUCCGUACGCGUCGUACGCGUCGAUACGACUACCAGAGGGCCAAGUGCGAAGAUCCAAAGAUCAUUGGCGAGUGGUUUACGCUUGUACAGAACACUAGGGCCAAAUAUGGGAUUGUUGAUGACGAUGUCUAUAACUUCGACGAGACUGGGUUUAUGAUGGGCAUCAUCUUCGCGGGUAUGGUAGUUACGACCUCAGACGGCCGUAGCAAGGCUAAACUAGCCCAGCCUGGUAACCGCGAGUGGGCGACUGUAAUCCAGGGAGUUAACGCCCCUUGGGCUGGGCCAUCCCUCCAUUCAUCAUCCUGGCCGCGCAAUACCACCUCGCCAACUGGGUACCGCGAGUGCAAUCUACCACUCGACUGGCGCAUCGCAACUACCGACAAUGGCUGGACUACCAAUGCAGUUGGGCCUUGA
Molecule: messenger RNA, 621 nt
Organism: Chaetomium globosum CBS 148.51
Lineage: Eukaryota; Fungi; Ascomycota; Sordariomycetes; Sordariales; Chaetomiaceae
Exons: 2
Coding region: 1-621 (206 amino acids)
Cellular component (GO): nucleus
Molecular function (GO): DNA binding
Source: RefSeq, a predicted model, not a curated record